This is a messenger RNA of Bactrocera tryoni, 746 nucleotides long. Its product is annotated as cullin-associated NEDD8-dissociated protein 1-like. Gene Ontology annotation, cellular component: nucleus. The record is from RefSeq and is a predicted model, not a curated record. NCBI's taxonomy places the organism in Eukaryota, Metazoa, Arthropoda, Insecta, Diptera, Tephritidae. Bases 124 to 636 code for a protein of 170 amino acids. The transcript is spliced from 2 exons. Gene Ontology annotation, biological process: SCF complex assembly; protein ubiquitination.
AUUCAUGUAUUUUCUGGUAGAUUAGUGCUUUGUGUUACCCGUUUGAGUUCUGUAUUUUAUGUGCCGGUUUAAACAAAUAUAAUUUGACUAAAUAUAUCUUCUGAAUAAUUAUCUUUGGAAACAAUGUCGUAUCAAUAUCAUCAAAUAGCCAGCUUGCUAGAAAAAAUGACUUCUAGUGACAAGGAUUUUCGUUUUAUGGCAACAAAUGAUUUAAUGACGGAAUUGCAAAAGGAUAGCAUUAAGCUCGAUGAUGAAUCUGAAAAAAAGGUUGUACGUAUGAUAUUACGACUAUUGGAAGAUAAAAAUGGCGAAGUACAAAAUUUGGCGGUAAAGUGCUUAGGACCUUUGGUAAACAAAGUAAAGGAGGGCCAAGUUGAAACUAUUGUGGAUUCCCUUUGCUUAAACAUGAUAUCGAACGUAGAACAACUUCGCGAUAUAUCCAGCAUUGGUUUGAAAACUGUUAUUUUGGAACUUCCGCAGGCAUCAAAUUCUUUAGCGCCUAAUGUUUGUAGGAGAAUAACCGGAAAGCUUAACAGUGCUAUAGAAAAGGUAUGUAUGCAUAAAUAUGCAUAUAAGUGUUUUAUAAUAUUUAUAGUAAGCAUGCAAUUUGCUCUAUUAAAGACAAAAAAUAAAUAAAAGUAUUUCAAAUGGAUUCGGGCGGAUAGGGGUAUUUCUAUAGAUGAGAGUAUAUCGUCACCUGAAAUGUAAAAUAACGUAACAUGACUUUUCAUAUGUUUACAGCAGAA